UUCAAAUACAAGGUAUUUGGUUUCUUGGUCCUUUCCUCAUCAGUUGCGAAUCUCUUGGGAGUGUGUUUCCUCGUUCUAUAUAUUGGGUUUAUCGUGGMGUGUUUGACCUAACUGCAUCAUCAUGGCUAUGUCGGGAAUCAAGAUGGCCCCAGAACUAAAAGAGUUUUUCAAUACCAUGAACAUCAAGAAAACACACAAGUAUGCUUUUUUCAAGCUGUCAAGUGAUCAGAAAUUUGUUGUUUUGGAUGAGGAAAAUUUAGGACCAAAGGUUACCACAAAAACCAAAGAAGAAGAUAAAGUUUAUUUUGAGCAACUGAAAAAUGUACUUGAAACCAAUGAACCUCGUUAUAUCCUGUAUGAUUUUGGUUUUCAAGGAAAGGAAGGACGGGAAUAUAGAAAACUUGGAUUUAUGUAUUGGUGUAGUAACGACUGUCCUGUCAAAAAAAGGAUGAUCUACGCUUCUACCAAGGAUGAUGUCAGGAAGUGCUUUGGCAAUAAGCCAGAAUUUCAAUUAAAUGAAUUGAGUGAUUUGGACUAUGAGGAAUUUUCUGAUGUGAUGGCAAAGGCCAAGUAAAGUCAGAAAACUUGCAUACCUUACUAAACAAGUACUUUAAUUGAAAAGUUAUAUUUUGUACUUAUUGAUUAACCAUCAAUGAUGUCCAGUUAAUUUUGAUACCACAUUUUAUUAUAAAUUCCUUGAGCAUUGUAAGUAUUUUCAUCAUUAAUGUUGUUCCAUGUAAUAAAAUCACCAUCUUUCAUUUUUACAA
This is a messenger RNA of Exaiptasia diaphana, 767 nucleotides long. Its product is annotated as cofilin. Lineage: Eukaryota; Metazoa; Cnidaria; Anthozoa; Actiniaria; Aiptasiidae. The record is from RefSeq and is a predicted model, not a curated record. Gene Ontology annotation, molecular function: actin filament binding. Gene Ontology annotation, biological process: actin filament severing; actin filament depolymerization; cell motility. Bases 122 to 574 code for a protein of 150 amino acids. The transcript is spliced from 3 exons. Gene Ontology annotation, cellular component: actin cortical patch; actin cytoskeleton; cytoplasm.